AGUCCGACCAUGAGGGUCAAGUCAAAGUGUUGUAAGCUGGUGUUAAUGCUGUUUUGGAUAGCAUUGUUAGUUCUCCUGGUCUUUAAAGUGGAGGCCCGCAAGCGCCUCAAGGUUGGCAUCCACAAAAACCCUGAAUCUAGUCAUCAAAAUGUGGAACACGAACUCAAGUCCUUGUCGGUCAAACAUAACUUGAAGAACACGAAAGUACUCUCCACGACACAAGCUCCUUUGAAAUCGAAGACCCAGGAUGCAGGAUCGAGUGCUGCCAGCCUGAGCAAUUAUUAUAAUACGGCUUACUCUGUAGCUGUGGAGAUUGGCAAUCCUCCCCAGAAGUUUACCUUGCUGAUAGAUACGGGAUCUGCGAAUCUGUGGGUGCCUUCCAUCAAGUGUCCAGCCACUGACAAGUCCUGUGCAAAUCAUAACAAAUACAAUUCCUCGGCCUCCAACACAUUUGUGGCAAACAAUACGGACUUUAACAUUGACUAUGGAUCCAAUUCGGGAGGUACAGUGGCUCUGUCCGGCUUCCUGUCCCAGGACACAGUGACCAUAGCGGGCUUGCCCAUAAAAAACCAAAUAUUUGCCGAGAUCACUGAUGAACCCGAGAACCCCUUCCUCAACGCACUCUACGAUGGCCUUCUGGGCCUGGCCUACUCCCAGAUAUCCAUUGGCGGAGUAACCCCGCCGCUUUAUAACUUGAUCGAACAAGGCCUCAUCAAAAAGCCAGUCUUCUCCAUUUACCUCAACAGAAACGGCACUAGUGCCAUUACCGGGGGUGAGCUUGUGUUAGGAGGCACCGAUUCGGCUCUUUAUAGAGGAUGUUUGACCUUCGUACCGGUCUCUAUCCAGGGCUAUUGGCAGUUCACAAUGACCAGUGCUGACAUAGAUGGCACCAACUUUUGCAACAAAUGUGAGGCCAUACUCGAUGUGGGCACCUCUCUGAUGGUGGUCCCACAAAAUGCUCUAAUCAAAAUCAACAAGAUAUUGGGGGUACUGAACCCUAACGAAGCCAAUGGCGUAUUCUUAGUGGACUGCGCCAAAAUCUCCAACUUCCCGGACAUAGUCUUUAACAUUGGACGAAAGGAUUUUCCCCUAAAGUCUAGUGAUUAUGUGCUGCGAUAUGGAAACAAAUGUGUUUCGAGCUUUACCAGCUUAGAGGGCCUUGAUUUCAUUAUUCUUGGAGAACCUUUUAUGGGAGCUUACUACACAGUCUACGAUUUGGGCUACAAUAUGCUUGGACUUGCUCCAGCUUUGCAUUGA
Messenger RNA from Drosophila bipectinata, 1257 nucleotides. Its product is annotated as lysosomal aspartic protease. Gene Ontology annotation, molecular function: aspartic-type endopeptidase activity. The record is from RefSeq and is a predicted model, not a curated record. NCBI's taxonomy places the organism in Eukaryota, Metazoa, Arthropoda, Insecta, Diptera, Drosophilidae. Gene Ontology annotation, cellular component: lysosome. Gene Ontology annotation, biological process: cell death; proteolysis.